CACCGGACGAGGCCGGUCCUAGGUGGAAUAGCUGCGGGCAGGACUCCUGCAGGGGGACAGGUGGGGUGCGCCUCUGCUUAAAGAGGGACGAUGAGUUCCGCGGCUUUUUGCACGGUUUCCUCUCUUCUCACCUGAAGGCAAAACUCUGGGAAAGUCGGCACGUAUUGGAGAAAGAUGAGUUCGAGCUUGAUCGUAAGUCAAGGCUGUGACGCCGAGGCGGGGGCCUGGAUGGUGGCUGCAGGGGCCAGGGUCGCCACGCCGCCCCUACAUGAUGGACUCUUGGUAGUGAAAGUGGAAGACGACUCACCCGGAGUUCGGGAGUCCGACCUGCCUGUGGACUGUCUGGAUCCUGAAACUUGUCGACAGUAUUUUAGGCGGUUCCGUUAUCAGGAGGUGGCUGGGCCCGAAGAGGCGCUGAGCCGGCUCAGGGAACUUUGUCGUCGGUGGCUGAGGCCUGAGAUGCACUCGAAGGAGCAGAUCCUGGAGCUGCUGGUGUUGGAGCAGUUCCUAACCAUCCUGCCCCCGGAGCUCCAGGACCGCGUGCAGAAGCACUACCCCAGGAGCGGAGACCAGGCUGCGGCCGUAGUGCGGGCUCUUCAGAGAGCGCUUGGUGGGACCUCACUCCAGAGAUUGGUGAAGGUCAAGGAUGUGCCUGUAACCUGGGAGCAGUGGGAGCAUGCGGAUCCAGUUCAGAGGGACUUCUACAGAAAGAGCGCGCUGAAGGAUUAUGGGAACACAGUCCUGUCAAGUUUGGAAACCAAAACAGAGAACAAAGAGUUGAUUCCAAAGCAAGAAAUUCUAGAAGUAGAGCCACAGAUGCAGCUACAGAAAGUGUCCCAGGGGAAGGCUCUCCUGUUGUCCCAGGAUGGUGAUACCCACGAGGAGACUGUAGAAAAGCACUCAGGAAAUCCUUCAUUGCUGAAACUUGAAAAUUCUCCUGAAGAGCAAGGACUCACCAGAAUCUCAGAUCUCAAGAAUGGUCCUAUAGAAGAGGAAGACUCCAAAAAUAAUGAGAUUGGGAACAGUGCCAGAAGUUCAAACUUGGUUCUUUGUCCGCAUGGCCUGUCACCAGAGAGGUCUGUUAAUGGCAGUGAACAUGGCAACAAGUGCAGACAGAGGUUAGAAAUGGUGAAACUUCUAAUGGUGAAACCUCAUAAAUCUAUUGACAGUGAGAAAAAUUUCUGUACUUCAGGCCUUUUUGAGACCCAGAGGCAGCUCCGUGAAGAAAGACCUUAUAAAUGUGAUAACUGUGAAAAGAGUUUCAAACAUCGUUCCGACCUCUUGAAACACCAGAGAAUCCACACUGGGGAGAAACCCUAUAAAUGCCAAGAAUGUGAGAAGAGCUUCAGUCAGAGUGCUGCCCUCAUUAAACACCAGCGGACACAUACAGGGGAAAAGCCGUACACAUGUCCCAAAUGUGGGGACAGCUUCAGACAGAGCUCACAUCUCAAUCGGCAUCAACGAAUCCACAUAGGAGAGAAACACUAUAAAUGUACCGAAUGUGGGGAGACCUGCCGCAUUUCCAACCGUUUUAGACAUCAGAGAAUUCAUAAGGGGGAGAGACCCUAUACAUGUGAAGAAUGUGAGAAGAGCUUCAAACGGUGCUCUGACCUCUCUAAACAUCAGAGAAUCCACACCGGGGAGAAGCCUUAUGGAUGUUCUGUCUGUGGGAAAUGCUUCAGUCAGAGUACAACCCUCAUCAUACACCAGAGAACUCACACUGGAGAAAAACCUUAUAAAUGUCUUGAAUGUGGGGAAAGCUUUAGACAGAGUCCACACCUUAUCCGACACCAAAGGAUCCAUAGAAAUAAAGUCCCAUGAUUUUGACAUG
This is a messenger RNA of Miniopterus natalensis, 1831 nucleotides long. RefSeq names its product zinc finger protein 394 (gene ZNF394). The record is from RefSeq and is a predicted model, not a curated record. Gene Ontology annotation, molecular function: DNA-binding transcription factor activity, RNA polymerase II-specific; RNA polymerase II cis-regulatory region sequence-specific DNA binding. Gene Ontology annotation, biological process: regulation of transcription by RNA polymerase II. Lineage: Eukaryota; Metazoa; Chordata; Mammalia; Chiroptera; Miniopteridae.